AUGUCGAGUCAGGAGCUUCUUCCAAUCGAUGUCUCGGGGGACGUGGGUGCUAGAAUCCUGAGUGUCGAUGGAGGAGGAGUACGGGGUCUUAUUCCUGUGCAAUUACUCAAAUUCUUAGAGCACCAGUUGCAGAAAUUGGAUGGGGAAGAUGCCAGACUAGCAGAUUAUUUCAAUAUAAUGGCAGGUACCAGCACUGGAGACCUUGAUAGCAAUGAACUUAGUCACUCGAGCAGUUCAUCAGGAUACAAGAAUAGUAACAAAAAGGAGCACCUUGACCACUUUGUUGUACUUUCUCUUGGAACGGGAUUAGAAGAGGGUAUUGAAUGGGGCGCAAAAAAGGCUGCCACAUGGGGAAGCUUGAAGUGGAUUACUCACGAUGGAAGAACCCCUCUCAUAGAAUCUAUCAUGAAUGCAAGUUCAGACAUGGUCAACAUUCAUACAGCUUUGAUGCUCCAUCAUGUCAAAGAAAACUAUCUUAGACUCCAGGAAUGGCAACUAAAAGGAAGCGAAGCAAAGAUGGACCUCAGUACGGAUGAGAACCUGAGGAAUCUUGUGAAGAAAGGCCAGGAACUAUUGGAUAAGCCUGUUAGAAGUUUAAAUUUGGAGACUGGGCGUCCUGAGACAGUGAAGAACGACUACACAAACAGGAUGGCAUUGACUAAAAUGGCUGAACGACUCUCCAAGGAGAAGAAGUUGAGGGAUAAACGGAGCGUAUCUUCUGCACUUUCUAUGAAUGGCCAUAGUGUUGGAAUAAACAUCUGA
This is a messenger RNA of Cryptomeria japonica (Japanese cedar), 762 nucleotides long. Its product is annotated as patatin-like protein 2. The record is from RefSeq and is a predicted model, not a curated record. Lineage: Eukaryota; Viridiplantae; Streptophyta; Pinopsida; Cupressales; Cupressaceae. The transcript is spliced from 6 exons. Gene Ontology annotation, molecular function: glycerophospholipase activity; monoacylglycerol lipase activity. The coding region runs from base 1 to 762 and encodes 253 amino acids.